UCGCCCGCUCGAUGUGCUCCCUUAAUCCAGCGGCGGCGGUUUAAACCAACUGCCGCCUCUGUCGCCAGCACCUUCUUCCCAGCAACCGUAUCUACUAUCUAGAGCCUCAAGAUUUAUUAUGAACGACAUGGUGAGGUGAAUGAGCAAGUUAUUUCUACUUAACAAAGGAACCUGCUAUCAGUACUUACAUCUAGGGCAGCAGCUGGAUGUGCAGCUGGCCUGGAGGGGGCCAGGCCCGGCCGUCGAUGGUUUUGGCUCUAGCGGUGCUCCUGUUGUGCUGUCCGCGGUCUGCCCUUGCUGUCGUGUGAUGGUGACAAGUUCACCUUGGCAACAGUGGACUCUUCUACGCAUCCAUGGUAUAGGACCAAGUGUUGCUGCAUGGAUGCUAAUACCCUCGUUUUGUACGACGCUCAAAGGGGAACAAAGAGGGGUGAUCUUGACAUGCUCCACCUCAAGGGACACUAAACACAAAAGGCCGACCCCUGAAAAGGUGAUGGCCUGCCAAUGCCUAUCCGCUGUGCGGGGCAGCCUCCGUUUCCUUCAGUGUGCUCGCCGGAACAAGGUGCAGCUAAUGAGCCAUCCCUCGUACCUUGUCUUCGGAGAGAUGUGUUGUAGGACGAACCCAUCUUGCAGUAAGUUGCCCGGUUGUACAAAAAAAAAUCAUCUUUCACUGUUUUACAAUUUGGAUCUUGAGUGCUGCCAGUAGCCUGGACAAUUGAAUGAUAUUGUGUAAUCUGCUUGUUUGUCCAGGUUGAAGUGUUGAUUUUCAAUCAUGACUGUUACUUUCAUUCC
Messenger RNA from Lolium rigidum, 792 nucleotides. RefSeq lists its product as uncharacterized. The record is from RefSeq and is a predicted model, not a curated record. The transcript is spliced from 5 exons. NCBI's taxonomy places the organism in Eukaryota, Viridiplantae, Streptophyta, Magnoliopsida, Poales, Poaceae. Bases 140 to 706 code for a protein of 188 amino acids.